Messenger RNA from Melospiza georgiana, 2468 nucleotides. It is a transcript of the gene SPRY1, whose product is annotated as sprouty RTK signaling antagonist 1. Gene Ontology annotation, cellular component: cytosol; membrane. The record is from RefSeq and is a predicted model, not a curated record. Bases 227 to 1189 code for a protein of 320 amino acids. Gene Ontology annotation, biological process: animal organ development; negative regulation of MAP kinase activity; negative regulation of Ras protein signal transduction. Lineage: Eukaryota; Metazoa; Chordata; Aves; Passeriformes; Passerellidae. The transcript is spliced from 2 exons.
UUUUCUCCGCUGGCCCAGUAGGACCUGGAGAUCGGCGAGCGAGGGCUGUGCGGGGACGAGGAGCGCAGCCCGCCGGCCUUCCCCGCCCCGGGGGCCGGGAGAGCGAGGAGCCGAGGCCCCGCCGCCCCCCGCCCGCUGGAUUUGCCGUUCCCGGCGGCUCCCUGCACAUCAGAUUUCAGAUGCAUGCCAGGUUCCCGCUGAAUGCCAGCAGCAGAGAUCACUACAGAUGGAGCCUCAAAGUCAGCACGGCAGCGGCGGCUCCCUGGUGGUGAUUCAGCAGCCCUCCCUGGACAGUCGGCAGCGCUUGGACUAUGACAGGGACGGCCAGCCCGCCACCAUCUUGUCACUGGACCAGAUCAAGGCCAUCAGGGGCAGCAACGAAUACACCGAGGGGCCGUCGGUGGUGAAGAAGCCGGCUCCGCGGACGGCGCCGAGGCAGGAGAAGCACGAGAGGACUCACGAGAUUAUACCGAUAAAUGUGAAUAACAACUACGAGCACAGGCCCGGCCAGGCGGGGCACGCGGCCCACCCGCAGAACGCCAGGGCUCCCGUGCUGAGCCGCUCCACCAGCACGGGCAGCGCGGCCAGCUCCGGCAGCAACAGCAGCGCCUCCUCGGAGCAAGGGCUGCUGGGGCGCUCGCCGCCCUCCCGGCCGGGCUCCGGCCACAGACCCGAGCGGACGAUCCGGGCGCAGCCCAAGCAGGCGGCGCUGAUCGUGGACGAUCUGAAGGGGCCUCUGAAAGAGGACUUGACGCAGCACAAGUUCAUCUGCGAGCGGUGCGGGAAGUGCAAGUGCGGGGAGUGCACGGCGCCGCGGGCCCUGCCCUCCUGCCUGGCCUGCAACCGGCAGUGCCUGUGCUCGGCCGAGAGCAUGGUGGAGUACGGCACCUGCAUGUGCCUGGUCAAAGGCAUCUUCUACCACUGUUCCAACGACGAUGAAGGGGACUCGUACGCGGAUAAUCCCUGCUCCUGCUCCCAGGCACACUGCUGUUCUAGGUACCUGUGCAUGGGAGCCAUGUCCUUGUUCCUGCCUUGCUUGCUCUGCUACCCUCCGGCCAAAGGAUGCCUAAAACUCUGCCGGGGCUGCUACGACCGCGUCAAUCGUCCGGGCUGCCGGUGCAAGAACUCCAACACGGUCUAUUGUAAACUGGAGAGCUGCCCCUCCCGGGGUCAGGGCAAGCCCUCAUGAUUUUGGGAGGGAGGUUUACUUCCUCCAACUUCAGUUUUUCAGGUUGUAGCUGAUUUUUUUUCCCUCUCCCCAUCUUUUCUUCUUCCCCCCUCCUCUCCCAUUUUGGGAGGACUGUUGCUUUUCUUUCCUUUCUGUCUGCCCAACUCCAGACAUAUGAGCUCUUCCCCUUGCAUCUUUGCUCUCCUCCUCCUGCUGACUUGGCUGAGUGUGGAGCGUUUCAUGCAGUCACUGCUGCUCUUUGGUAAGUGUGGACCUGGGAUCUGCACCUGCUGCUCCUUCGGGCAGGGUCUUUGAGUUUGUAACUGAACCACUCCUGAAAGAGACAGUGAGGGCUCACUGGGCUCUUGAAGCUUCUUGCUCUGUGAAUAUCUUCCCAAAGAUGGUUUUUUUUUUUGUUCUCAGCAAGUUAUGGUUUUUUUCUCCUUAACCUACUGGGUGCCAAGGAAGAGUAACUUUCCUGAGUGAGCUGGAUUGUGAAAUAACUUUUUGUGUGUGUUCUUUCUGGAGAGGGAUGUAAAAUAAAGGCUUCACCAAAUGAAAGGCCUGACUCUUCUAUAAGCAGCCUGCUUCUUUUUGCAUCUUUUUUUUUUCCCCUCUCUCUUUUUCUCUUAACUUUUGGAACAUUCUCAGACCUGAGAAUUGUCCAGCCUUUUUUUUUUUUUCUUUUUUUUUCUUUUUUUACAUUUUCAGUGUAACUUCAGUUUUUGCUACACUAUGUAGAUCUUCACAUUGGAGACAUUGUGGCUGCAACAUACUCAUUUGUUUCUUCUGCUGUCCAGUCUUUGAAGGAUAUUGCUUACUCCACCCUCCUAAUCCAGUUUUUAUAGUCUGUCAGUAUCAGUUGAUAUUAAAGUUGGUGGUGUUCAUAUAUCCAAACAGCCUUCAGGUGUCAUUGAGUCACCUAAAUGUUCUUGAAUCCUUCAAGUCUCUUGUGAUCCUUUGGCUUAGUGAGUUUAGCUCUGCUCUGUACUUUAUAAUUUUAUUCUGUCCCUGUUUUAUUGCCUUAGCCACAAAUUGUGGUCCUUUUUUGUAUAUUUUAUGUAUAAAACACAAAGUUGAAUCCCAACUAUUUUUAAGACAAAAGUCUGUUAAAACUUUUUUUAUUGUAAAGAAUAUUUAUUAUGUGAAUCUCUAUUAUUUUAUGAUAUUUAUUGCAAAAGACUUCAAAAAUGUACUCAUGUCUGAAUAUAACAAAAUAUCAAUACUUAACGAAAUAAGGAUGACACGAAGAAAGUACAUAUGUUAACUAUAAUGCAGAAAAUAUAUUAAUUAAUGAAAA